This is a messenger RNA of Columba livia (rock pigeon), 3252 nucleotides long. It is a transcript of the gene LCP2, whose product is annotated as lymphocyte cytosolic protein 2. The record is from RefSeq and is a predicted model, not a curated record. Gene Ontology annotation, biological process: intracellular signal transduction; cell surface receptor protein tyrosine kinase signaling pathway. The coding region runs from base 246 to 1853 and encodes 535 amino acids. NCBI's taxonomy places the organism in Eukaryota, Metazoa, Chordata, Aves, Columbiformes, Columbidae. The transcript is spliced from 21 exons. Gene Ontology annotation, molecular function: protein binding.
GAAGUGGUGAGGCUGACGAGCUGACAACUGUUCUCAGAAGAGACCAUUUUGUAUUAGAGGAAGCAGCAGCUCUCUGGGGUGUCCUAACAAGGUCGUUUUUAAUUAAACAGGACUCAAACAGGAGCUGCGUAUUAGGGAAGGGAUACUGGACAUGCUGGAGGUGCUCAUGCAGAGGGAAUGUAUGGCUGGUUCAUCCACAGCACUGCUAUGAACGUUCUGUAACUGCCUAGAGGAGAAGACUUACCAUGGAUUUGCGAAACAUUCCCUACCGUUCAGACGUGGUUACGUGGAACCCAGAUGACUUAGCAGAGUAUUUUAGGACGUUAAAGUAUAAGGACUGUGAAAAAGUCGUGAGAAAGCACAGCAUAAAUGGACAAAGGUUUUUGAACAUGUCUGAAAAUGAUAUUCAGAAAUUUCCCAAACUCAGAGUGCCAAUUGUGAGUAAAUUAAGUCAAGAAAUAAACAGAAAUGAAGGGAGGCUCUCAUCUUUCCUUCAAAAAUGGGGCCAAUCACAAAAAUGUCCUGAAAAUACAGGAUUCAAUCAAGAAGAUGGUGGCUGGUCUUCAUUUGAUGAAGAAGAUGAUGAUGACUACGAAAGCCCUGAUGAUGACCAGGAAAAGGAAGAUGAGGCUGACUAUGAAUCACCCACAGAAGAACCUGAGGAAGCAGAACAUGACAGUGAUGGCUAUGAGCCACCUCCAUCCAGUAAUGAUGAAGCACACCACAAUGUCAUAUUUCCUGCCAAGUCCCUGGCAAACAACACAGAUUAUAUAGACAGACCUCCAUCAACCAGAUCACCACACCAGCCUCCAGUGCCACCCCAGCGACCUGGUCCAUCCCCAGUACCACCCUCAUUUGGGGGAAGAGGUGCUUCUCUGCCAGCUUUUCCUCCUGCACCAGGCAACAGUGACUUGAGUAGAGACAGAAAUAUCAAGCCUUUGAAACCCGCAGCUCCUUCCAUAGACAGAAGCACAAAACCCCCUCUGGAUCGCCUUGCUCCCCCAUUCGAAAGAGAAAGCCUGGGAUCAGGGCGGAAGCCAACCUUCCCUGAAAAGCCUCUGACUUCGCAGCUAAGAUCCCUGGGGGAACAACUAGCAAUGAUGCCAAAACCUCCUGUCCCACCCAGUGACAGAUAUGAAAGAGGCAAUCCGUCUCAACUAAGGAAGCAAACCCCUGUAAAGCAGGGUUGGCCACCACACAAAAAAAAUGAAGAGGAAGAAGAGACCGCGCUCCCCAGACCGGUGCCACAUCUGUCUCUGCCCCCCUACAGCUCCAACACAUUCCCAUCCAAAUCUGUCAAGCCUCCACCUAAGCCAGGAUCCAACAGUAUGCCUGGUGCAGAAAGUGCUAGAAACCUGUCUUCAAGUGGCUCACUCCCACCACGCUUACAUCUAGGCAACAGCAGAUCCCCUUCGAGAGGUGCAGCUGAUGCCAGACCUCCUUUGCCAGUUCCUAGCAGACAGACCAUUCACCAAACAAACAUGGAGGAAGAUGAGGACUCGCUCAAUGCUGAGUGGUACGUUGCUUAUGUUAGCCGGCCAGAAGCAGAAGCAGCUCUUCGAAAAAUAAACAAGGAUGGAACUUUCUUGGUAAGAGACAGCUCAAGAAAAACUGUAACUCAUCCAUAUGUACUGAUGGUGUUAUACAGAGAUAAAGUAUACAACAUCCAGAUUCGUUACCAGGAGGAAAAUCAAAAAUAUUUGUUAGGAACCGGCUUAAAAGGAAAAGAGGAUUUUUCUUCUGUAGCAGAUAUCAUUGAUUACUUCCAAAGAACACCUCUUCUUCUGAUUGAUGGAAAAGACAGAGGUUCCAGAAACCAGUGCAUGUUAAAAUAUGCUGCAGGACAUAUUUAAACGAGACCUCAAUGAAGACCACAUGUAGUAUUGAAGCCUACUAAAGUUUGUAAACUUCAGGAUAUUUCCUUUUUCAGCAAACUAAAAUAAUGAAGUAAUUAAAAAUCCUUUUAAUUUUAAGGAAAAAUGACAAUGUUAUUUUUAAAUUAUGUCUGAAAUGCAGUACUCUCUAAAUCUGAUUAUCCUAUAAUGUGUUUAUUACUGUCCACUAAUCAUACAGGACAUGAGAAUUUUUUAUCUUCCAACAUAUCAGUAUCUUCCUGAAAUGAUUUCCUGACCAAAUGAGAGGAGCCAGAAAUAAAUAUCAAUGCAAGUCUGUGCUUUCAAAUGAGAAAGAAAAAACAAUCAGUAAGCUGUUUUUCAGAUCAGAACUGCAGCAGCAAUUAUAUUUCAAGUGAUACAGAAUAGCCCAAAUCCUUGUCAAUGUUGAGGAGUAGAAAAAGACAAUAAAAGCCAUUUUUUUCCCACAAUACACUUGCCAAUGAAAAGACCCAGACUCCAGCCUGGGCCCUAAAGACACCCAGGUUUCAAUAACAACACUGGAUAUGCAGCUGCCUGUCAAGAUCUGUGUUUGUGUUAUUCGGUCUAUAGAAAAAUAAAACACCUACAGAUAUCAUGUUCUCUCUGCCAUACCACUGACGAGUCUCUGAUGGCGAGUCUUAGCCCAGAAAUGGGAAUGAUGUGACUCCUAGGAUCCUCUUGGCUCGCUCAUUUUCUCCCUUAACACAGACUUCUCACCAGCUGUGCCUUUCUGACUCUAAAUUAAGCAACUACUUUAUUUUAUAGGAGACACAUCAACAAGAUUAUCGUCAUGUGCUUCUUAAUUGGCAGAACACACCCAAAUCUCCUAGAAAGCAGCCAGACACCAUCAGGUUAAACUUAGCUCCUCUUAUACAACUGCUUUCUGGUUUUAACGUAUUUUUUUCAAGAAAAACACAAUAACGUUCUCAGUUGUAAAUUCUAAGUUGCAGCUGAGGACUACUGCAGCAUACUGUAUCAAGAGUUCUUCCCUCUCCUUUGUUAAGUGGGAUUUAUCCAACCCUUUGCCUUGGUUUUCUGAUAACCUUUGUUUUCUGACAAGACCCUGGUUUGAUAAUUAUGUUUGACUUUGUCACACUUCUUCUCCUUUAAAGCCAUUAGUUUGUAUAUCACUUGAAACAUCUGAGCCAAAAUUCAAGGCAGAAAAAUAUCUUCCAUGUAAUCUGCAUAGCUUAUCAGAUGAGAUAAUCAGAUUUCCUGAACAGUUUUACUUUAAAUAUGUUUCAUAAAUGUUAUCUUCAUUUCUAAUAUAUUUAUGUAGGGGCUGGAAUUCAGACUUAGUGGAUUUCAUUUCCGUGCAACUUUGACUCAAAAACAAAAGGUGAAAAAUAAAAUUUUAAAAGCUUUUCAGCUGACAAAA